UUCAUUACGCAUGCAUUGGUAAAUAGAUCAUCAUAUUUGUUUGCCCAUCUGGGGCGACACCUGGAAAUUUGCUACUCAGUUUAUAUUCAAAUUCAAACAUAAGCGUUCAACUAUGGUAAGUAUGAUGCAAAAUACGAUAAUAAUUUCAGAUUUUUAAAACAAAUCUUGUUUCAGAUUUUCAAAAACAAAAUUUCAGCAGUAUCGAAUAUCAAGGACGCUCGGGAUGCUUUAAGAUAUUCUGUUCAGCCUUUGGUACGAUGGGCACAGCUUUUCGAUGCAGCGCCAUUUCCAAUCAAGGCAUUUUCCAAUAACAGUGCACAUUGCAUGCGUAAUCUGAAACUGGGAAUGAUUUGUCAAGCAAUCUGGGCUGGUACACUAAUUGCAGCCACGUCUGUGUCGCUCGUGUACAAACGACGAUGGCGAUUAGACGGAUUGAAUGUUCCAUUUUUCACCUACGUUUUGUAUAACAUGGAAAUUAUCCUUGGAUUGCUCAAUUGUACUAUUGUUCAUAUUUGCUGUCAAUGGAAACGACCACGUUAUGAUAAUGUGCUCAAUCAAAUGGUGAGCAUAUUGAACGAAUUCGGAAAGUUUGGUGAAGAACAAGAUCUCGUAUGGCUUCGAUAUCAAUUUAGCAAGUAUUUGCUCGUUGGAGGUUUUUACUUCGUUGUAAUUGUCGCAGUGGAUGCAACCUAUUAUUGGAAGGUUAUUGUUUCUGUGUGCACAACAGGGGCUUAUUUCGUACCAAAUGCGGUGCAGUUUCUUUCGCUAUUACAGUACGCAUAUGUCGUCAUAUUUGCAUAUCGAAAAUGUAGAGCCGUAAAUGCCAUCCUUCUGGCCGUUCGAUAUUCAUUGAGGUCAAAUUUCAAAAGCUACUGUUCAACAAUUCGCACACUGAGAAAACAACACAUGCUGUUGCAUCGAUUGGUAUUUCAAGUGAACCGUGAUUUCGGUGUGCUAAUCAUUCUGGCGGUUUUCUCAGUGCUCGUCGCAAUCAGUAUUACAUGCCUGGAAAUGUAUCAAUAUACGCACGAGAAAACUUUAAAUUUUUCCACCAUACAUUAUGUCAUCUACUCGGCCCUAUGGGUUUUGAUGUACGUUUGCAAAUUGUUGAUUGUCCUAAUUCCAAAUCAUCUGAUGGUUAAUGAGCGUGAUCUGACAGGGAUGAUACUUCAAGGAUUGCCAUUAGUAGAAAGUAAAGAGUUUACCAAUGAGACGUUGAAAUUUUCUCGCCAAGUUUUACUCCAAAAAGGCCCAUACACUGCAAACGGAGUAUUUGUGCUGGACUUAACGCUAUUGGUUCACGUAAGUUUGCUAUAUUCACAUUACGACCACUUUAGCUAGUACUGCUAUUUAUAGAUUUUCGGUGCUUUGGCAACAUAUUUAGUGAUACUGAUUCAAUUUGAUCAGUCGCCUAGAAUAAAAAAUUAAGUACCAUAAAAUUGCGAUAUACCUAAAUAUGUUAACUAAUUUCCUUCUGUAAUGUUAUUGUAGUAUAGAUCUAAUACAUGCUUAUGUACAAAAAAAGGAAUAAAUAAAUA
Molecule: messenger RNA, 1538 nt
Organism: Aedes aegypti (yellow fever mosquito)
Lineage: Eukaryota; Metazoa; Arthropoda; Insecta; Diptera; Culicidae
Gene: Gr35
Exons: 3
Coding region: 325-1341 (338 amino acids)
Biological process (GO): sensory perception of taste
Cellular component (GO): membrane
Source: RefSeq, a predicted model, not a curated record